This is a messenger RNA of Silurus meridionalis, 5158 nucleotides long. Its product is annotated as rho GTPase-activating protein 7. Gene Ontology annotation, biological process: regulation of Rho protein signal transduction; signal transduction; actin cytoskeleton organization. The record is from RefSeq and is a predicted model, not a curated record. The transcript has 14 exons. NCBI's taxonomy places the organism in Eukaryota, Metazoa, Chordata, Actinopteri, Siluriformes, Siluridae. The coding region runs from base 473 to 3526 and encodes 1017 amino acids. Gene Ontology annotation, molecular function: lipid binding; protein binding; GTPase activator activity.
ACAACAUUAUAAAGAAAGAAAGAAAGAAAGAAAGAAAGAAAGAAAGAAAGAAAGAAAGAAAGAAAGAAAGGAAAAAUGUAGCAAUAAUUGGCAUUAAAGGUCAUAUAUAACGCUGCAGUCGCACAGUAAAAGCCUAAAAGCUGUUAGUAAAGCCUGAGCUCAUCUCUACACGUCUACCCCUCUUCCUCUCUACCCCUUCCUCCCUCUACCCCUCUAGUGCAUGAUGGGAACCGCCCUCUCCCUCACUCAGGUUUUUCCACUGAAUGGAAAACACUUCACACUCGUAUCAUCAGCUAAAACAGAGAACAAGAAGACUUCUUAUUUUUGUGAACUGGAAAUUAAUUUCAUCUUUUUGUUUUGUUGGUUUAUUUGGGAUUUUUUUUGUUAUGUUUGACUAUUUAUAUACUAUUUAUUACACUUGUUUAACUUAUUUGUAACUGGCAACCUAUUUGGACCUUUCAACUCUACAGCAAUGCUGAUUACAAAAAUUGAAGCGAAGGAGGCCUGCGAUUGGCUGCGAGCGGCCGGCUUCCCUCAGUAUGCACAGCUUUUCAAAAAUAGCCACGUUCCGAUUGACGUAGACUGGGUGAAGAGUGAUCAUGAAUUCCUGGAUGGCGACACAUUAGACUCUCUCUGCAGGAGACUUAACAUCUUAAACAAAUGCGUCGAGAUGAAGGUGGAUGUGAGCAGAUUCAAACGACGAGGUGAAGUUGAUGAUGAUGUGGAGCCCUGUGCUAUCAGCCCGAAGUGGUCCUAUGACCGCAAGAGUAGGCGCUGGAUACGUAUAGAUGGUAUUGACUUUCUGCCAUCGAUGGACAGCCCUACCUCAAGCCUUAGAAGAUCUGAAAGCGGUGAGGCCUCCCUGUCCGACAGCAGUGAGCACCAUGAGAUCCUCUCCACACACAGUUCCAGCAGUUCUGACAGUGACACUGGUGGUACCACCCUGAAAACUUUGGAAGAUCCUGAGACAAGCCGAAGCUCCUCUAGAUGCUCCUCCAACUACAAACACUUGUCCCCAGACAGAUCCUACAGUGGCCCUCCAUCUCCAAAAGAGCCUUGUGAUAAGUGUUUUUCUGAGAAGCCUUCUCUGAAGAAGGGUCAGAAGGGUCUUCUGCGCAAGAUGGACAAACUGAGAGUUCGCGGGUCAACAUUACGGCUCCAUGGCCAAGGUGGCAAAACAGGGUUAGUCAUUGGAAGUCCUGUCCUCCAAAAGGGUCAUGGGGAGGACAAGCACGAGGAACUCCACCAUUUUAACAUUUCAGGGCUGCCGGACAACAUGUGCAGCGCAAUGUCCUGUACACCACCUUAUGGCUCCAGCAGCAGUCCAUCAGAGAACAGCAGUGCAGUCAGUACACCCAGUCCGGUCACCAAGGUUCGUAGCAACUGUAAAAGACCAAAUAGCCAAACGCAGGAGAAAGAACAAGCAUGUGAAAGUGAGCAGGAGCUCCACAACCAAUACAGUCUUAAUUGUAACACCAUCUUUGAGAUUCCACAUGGUCACAAACCAGGCACUUUUCCCACCAUUUUGCACAACACUGAUCUUUCACCCAUUGAUAGCACUGACGUCAACUGGAGAACCGGAAGCUUUCACGGAUUCCAUCGUCGUAGAAGUCGAAGCAAUACAACAAAAGACCGAGAACCGCCGUGCAGUCCUCUGGCUGCACAUGACCAUCGUGUUAGCAUUUAUGACAAUGUCCCAAAUCAUUUGCAAAUAAUAGAUGACGAUGUCUUUUGCGCUUUGGAUAAUAUAAUGGAACGCAUUAAUGGACUACAGCGACUGGUCACUUCAUGGACAGACAAACUGCCUGAAGAUGGAGAUUCAGAUUUCUCUAACUCCAACUCCCCUUCUCCAUCAUCUCUGACCGACAUCCAUCUCGAAAUCAAGCAGCAGAGUGAAACCGACCCAACUGGCCCAAAGCAGAGUUACAGCAAAGCACGUUCUCAUACAGUUCAGGUCCCUUGUGCUCAGAAACUUUACUGGUGCAGUGAGCAGACACAUAACAUCACCACCCGAGACAUCCAGUCCCAGCUUGCUUCAUGUGUUUCAAUGCUGCAGAGACUGAGUCUGCUCAGACUGACUGUUCUGAUGGACAAACACUCACCCUUCAGCAAGCAAGGAUGGAACUGGACUGUCCCGAAAGUCUACAGAAAAAACAUGAAAUCUUCAGAGCACAAGAAGGUGUUUGGUGUACCUUUGCUUCAGAGUGUUCAGCGGUCAGGAAAACCUCUGCCUCCAAGCAUCCUCAGAGCCAUGGAGUACCUCAAGACUGAAUGCCUGGAUCAGGUUGGCCUUUUCCGCAAAUCUGGGGUCAAGUCUCGAAUUCAGUAUCUGAGGGACAUGAUCGAAGCCGACCCUGAUGGCGUUUCCUUUGAAGAUCAGUCUGCAUUUGACGUCGCAGACAUGAUCAAGCAAUUUUUCCGAGACCUUCCCGAGCCCAUUUUCUCCAGCAAGCUGUGCAAGAGUUUUCUGCACAUCUACCAAUACUUCCCAAAGGACCAACAGUUUGCAGCAAUCCAAGCGGCUAUUUUCCUCCUGCCUGAUGAGAACCGAGAAGCACUUCAGUGCUUGCUCUUCUUUCUCCAUGAAGUGGUGGCCUGUGUGGAAGAAAACCAGAUGACCCCAACAAACAUUGCUGUUUGCUUGGCCCCCUCUCUCUUCCAUCUUAAUGUUCUCAAGAGAGACAGCACCAGCAGCAGGGCAGGCCAGAGGAAGCACAGCUUAGGAAGGCCAGACCAGAGGGAUCUCAGUGAGAACCUGGCUGCUACUCAGGGGCUGGCACACAUGGUGACUGAGUGUACUCAACUGUUCCAGAUGCCACAAUAUUGGCACAAAAGGAAUCCCAGCACCUUUAAUGAAGACUCCCUGAACAUGGAGGGUGGGUCUGCUUUAAAUACAAUCAAAGCUGAUCCAGCAGACCGUGCCCGGCUAGACGUUUUUAUCCAGCAGCUCCUGAGGGAGGCAAGGGAAAAGACCAAAAGCUGGGUGACCUGCUCCACAUUUGAUCAUGUGGACAUAGCGUUUAAAAAGGUGGAGGACGGUUACCCAUUGCCAUUGUGGAGAGGGACAGUGGAGGUGGACGCUCCUCACACAGAUGUGUUUAGACGUGUCCUAAGAGAACAUGGCCAGUGGCAAAACGAUCUCCAGCACAGCCAGGUGGAGACCUUAGACAAGGAUUUGGAGAUCUACCAAUACACCCUGCAGGCAGUUGGAACCAGACCACCACUGCAACAUCUGCUUUUGAGGACGUGGCAGUCCGAUCCUUCAUCAGGGCCUCUGUUUGUUGCAGCCACAUCGGUCGAACACGCUGACAUCCCAAACACAGGGGUCACAGCCCGAGUGCUGUGCUGCAUGUUCCUUGUGGAGCCGUCUGGGACGAAAAAGUCCAGACUCACACACUUCUGUCGCACAGAUACCAGGGGCCGAUCUCUGGAGUGGUGUAAUAAAGUCGGUGGGCACCUGCUUUCAUCCACACUGGUGGCAAUUAGAGACUCCUUUAAACCCAAGACUAAAGAUGUGAAGCUAUGAGACGCGAUCUGUGCAGCCUUGACUGAUUGAACUGAUUAUUUGAAGACCCUUCAGAAGAACAAUUCAAAUAAAAUAAAAAAUAUAUAUAAAAAAUGGAAAAAAUUAUAAAUGAUAUAUAUAUAUCAUUAUAUGAGGAGCACAUGAGACUUUCAGAGGCAGCACAGAACAAUUACAAAGCCUCUAAAAUGCAGAGACAAGCAAGAAGUAGAAGUAGAAGAAGAAGAAGUAGAAGAAGAAGAAGUAGAAGCGCGUAGAGGAAGUGAUGAGAAGUUCCAGGACAGUCGGUCUGCUUGGCUUAUCAAGACUGACAAGGAAGAGUUUCAGAGUAAUGAAAUGUCUUAUUUCAUUUGAAGGGCCCUUUCACGGGCUAACAGACUGCGAAGGUUGUCUCAGACACACAGUUUUUUUAAAGCGUUAAAAAGACGACUGGGUGACGAGGUGAAAAUCUACUUCGAUAAGGACUCUUGGGGUGUCAUUCCAUGUGGAGCCCACAUGCUGCGUCACUACGGGCAGCGGCUCAUAAGCAUUGAUUUUGGUAAGACAGAAUGACAUUAAUAAUGACAAAGCAAAAAAUGGAGUGAAUUUUCGGAGAAAGUUGAGCACCUGAUCAUUCAGUGUAUACAAUCGAGCAGCUCAUGUUUUUUUUUCUGUAACAAAGAGCUAAUAUCAUUAACCAAGGUUGCCAGGUUACAACCUUUUUGUAUGUAAAAACAAUCCCGUCAAUAUUAUCGAUUCCAUGAUCCUCCUUUCCCUCUCACAUCAUUACGACAGAAAUUGUUCUAUAACCAUUACCAUACACUCCCAUUACCUUUUAAAGGCUAUAAAAUUUCAUUCUGAUCAUUUGCCUUUAAAACAGGUUUUUAUAGCUAACAAAAAUGCAAACCUGGCAACCUUGUUGUUAAUUAUUAAUUGUCCUAUCUGCUGCUCUUCCUCUAAUAAAAAUCUUCAGUAUGGGGCAGCGUGAUUUUUGCCCUAAUAGACCUCUAUUUAUUAUUAAAUGUGCUUGUUUGUGCAGUUCUCGUGUAUGACCACUAGGUGCAAUAAUUACUCUAUGGAGACAAAUUGAGCUUGUAGAAAAGCAAGAGAAUCAACGGGAUGCCGGCUUUCAAUGCUAUUUUUCAAAUAGCAAUCGUCAAUCGCUCCGAAGAGGUAGUAUUUCUGCAAAUAUUUACCAGAUAGAGUGUACAAACACAUUUCUGACCACGCCCCCAUCUCCACACCAGGAGACGACGUGACCCGAUCUGUCGCAGUAAAACGUCAAGCUGCAAAUAACCCUGUGAUAUGAAUAUGUAUUGGUACACAUUUAAAGCAGUGAUUUUUUCAAAUGAAUUUAUAAAUCUUUCUAUAAUUAAUUAAUAUAAAUUUGUUAACAUAUGAAAUGCUACAGGAGAGUUUAUUUAAACAUAUAGCGUAUAUAAUAUAUAGUAUAUAUAUAUAUACACAGCCUGUCAAGAGUGUGGGGAAAAAAGCAUUUUAUAGAGACACAUGCAGGGUCCUUUAGUUUCUAAACUAAAUGUCCAGAUGUUCCACUUUAUUCCCAUUAAAAAAAUCCUCCCUUAGCAUAAAGAACAGCUGUACACACUCUCAGCAUCCAGACACUUCGUUUCUCCAAACGUUCAGCUCAAACACUUU